AUGGCCUCAUCUUCGGGUAACAGGAAGUAUCCUCCGCGGCUUUACCAGAUUGGUAAAACACCGAACCAAAUAAGGAGCAUGAACCACAGUUGUUUUCUAGGCAACUUACAAACGCUGAGAGAGAAUGUCGGCGAAGACGUUUGGGACGAGUUGAGGGAAUCAACUGUAGGUGUGAUUAUCAAGCUGAAGGAGUUGGAUUACACUUGGUCCGCAAAACAUGUUCAUUACUUUCUCGUGAAUCAAUUGGCGGUUCAGAGCAGUCAUGAAGUUUGGUCUUUGAUAGUAGACCAGCCAAUGAGGUUCUCUUUGUAUGAGUUUGGAGAUAUUACCGGGCUGAAUUGUGAUCCCUAUGACACUGAAGAACAGUGCGAUGUGGCUCAUGAAGAUUUUUGGUUGAAGAUGAAAGUUCCAAUUUCUGAAGGACCCAAGUUGAAUGAACUUCAAGCGCUUUUUUCGGUCAUCGGAAACUGGCCUAGAGAGGAGCGUGUAAUGGUUGGCUUGUUGUGUCUACUAUCCAUUGGGAUAUUUGGCAUUUCAAGCAAUAGUAAAAUACCUCUGCAUUUGGCGAAAAGGGUGAUGGAUCCAGCAGCUUUCCAGCGCUAUCCAUGGGGUCGUGUAGGAUUUACCAGCCUUGUGGAUUCCAUAAAAAUGGUGACAUACGAAGUUGGGAAGAGCUACACACUACAUGGUUGUGUUCAUGCUUUGCUCAUUUGGAUAUACGAGUCUGUGCCAGGUCUAGGAGAGUUAUAUGGCAAUCGGAUAGAGGAAGCUGAGAUUCGUGUAAGGCAUAUGAUUGUAAAAGCAAUGGAGGAUAGAUAUCCGAAAUGGGGUGAAGAUGAACCCCAUCAGGAUUUGGAUAACAUGAUAGUUGACAUCCUCAAUGAUCUUCUAAACGACAAGUUUUGGGAUGUAGUGCCAUCUACCAAGCCCCUGAAGAGAAAAACUCAUGUCACUGCACCUAGUGUUCCCGAUAGAGUGGAUGAGAGCCCCUCCACAAAACGAAAGAGGGAGAAAGAAACUGCUCCAGAAAUGGAAGAAUCUCAUACUGAUAUGCCCACCAUCAACAUCACAAUACAAACGUUGCUUGAGGCUGUUAACAACUUGAGUGGAAGAUUAGAAACCAUGGAUGUUAGUGUAGCUGAAAGGGUUUCUAAGACAUUGGAAGCUUCUGUACAAGCUCAGAUGGAAGCUAGAAUCGGUUUAUUUGAGACUGAGUUCAAGAACAAGAUGGCCAUAUUACAGGAAGAAAUAAAGGUUCUUAAAGGGAAGGAUAAUGAAAAAACUCCAUCCGCUGCCGGCAACUCCAAAGCACACGAUGAAGACGACGCUUGUAGCAACACAAUGGUAUGUUUACACUGUCAGCUAGUAUUUUUUAUGCACAAAAUACUUACUGUUUUUUCUUAUACUUGA
Messenger RNA from Raphanus sativus (radish), 1410 nucleotides. RefSeq lists its product as uncharacterized. The transcript has 3 exons. The coding region runs from base 1 to 1410 and encodes 469 amino acids. NCBI's taxonomy places the organism in Eukaryota, Viridiplantae, Streptophyta, Magnoliopsida, Brassicales, Brassicaceae. The record is from RefSeq and is a predicted model, not a curated record.